This is a messenger RNA of Kalmanozyma brasiliensis GHG001, 936 nucleotides long. RefSeq names its product Mediator complex, subunit Med7. Gene Ontology annotation, molecular function: transcription coregulator activity. Gene Ontology annotation, biological process: regulation of transcription by RNA polymerase II. Bases 1 to 936 code for a protein of 311 amino acids. The transcript is spliced from 2 exons. The record is from RefSeq and is a predicted model, not a curated record. Gene Ontology annotation, cellular component: mediator complex; core mediator complex. Lineage: Eukaryota; Fungi; Basidiomycota; Ustilaginomycetes; Ustilaginales.
AUGAAAGAGGAGUACGACGAGGCUGUAUCACAGCAGCAAGAGGGUGCCGGAGACAAUGCCGCAGCCGGGCCCUCCAACUCGAACCAGAUCAGCACGUCCUUCUUCCCACCACCGCCGCAGGUUUACAAGAAGUUCACGAAGCGCAAUCUGAGGUAUCUCGAGAUUCUCAAUUCGCAUCCACUAGCAGACGACGAGACACCAUGGGAAGAGCUGAAUGCAGCUGAGCGACUUAAAAGGCAGACUGCCAUUCUCCGGCAGCAUGGCUUUCUUUUGUUGGGAAGGUCCAAUGAUAAGCAAGAGGGAGAAGACGUGGAGAUGGACGCUGUCGAGGGUCACGACGCAGGGGCAAACGCAGCCGACCUGCCCGACUUUGACCUGAAAGCGGACCUCGAGCCGCCAAACGUCGACUGGAUCGAAGAAGAUGGCGGAUACACCGUGUUUGGUCAGCUCUGGCCCAUACCUGACGUCACGCCAACAUUGGAGCAGCUGGGGAUCCCAGUCCUCUACCCACUCGAAGGCACAAAUCGCAAAGAGCUGCUUCUGACACUACUUCAGACACUGCUGCAGACCUACCGAGAGAUCACAGCCGACCUGUUGAAACCAGCACAGCCUUACGACGUCUGGGUGCCCGCUGUGCCAGAUCCCAACCUCACUCCCGAACAGCAACAGCAGCAGAUGGCAACCAAUCCCGGCUUCUGGACACAGUCGACUGAAGCAAAGGACAGGCUCAAGCAUAUGCAGAAUGUGGUGGUCAACAUGCAAUUCCUGAUCAACGAGCUCAGACCAGUGCAGGCCAGGGAGACACUCAAGCUCAUCAUGCAGAUGCAGCUCGAGAGGCGGAAGCAAGAGACACAGCUCAUACGAGACCGAUGUGCAAGCAUGCGCACACGGGUUCAACAACUCAAAGAUAUGCUGGCGAAGCAGACUGAUUCCUGA